Pseudoliparis swirei is the source of this 1728-nucleotide messenger RNA. Its product is annotated as putative per-hexamer repeat protein 5. The transcript has 4 exons. NCBI's taxonomy places the organism in Eukaryota, Metazoa, Chordata, Actinopteri, Perciformes, Liparidae. The record is from RefSeq and is a predicted model, not a curated record. The coding region runs from base 1 to 1728 and encodes 575 amino acids.
AUGGAACAUUCCUUCUAUGUCUCCCAUCACUGCUACUGGUUCCUGUCGGAAUCGGAGGAGUACACCCAGCAAGGUGUUCGUAAGUCGGGGACGACCAUCCCCCCGUCUCUGUCCCGGCCGGUCCCACUUCCCGGUGCUCCGUCCCGCUUCCCGGCUGGGACGGGGACAGGAGGACCGGCCGAGACAGGACGGGGCACAGGGAAGUGGGACCGGCCAGGACGGAGACGGGACAGGAGGACUGGCCGGGAUGGAGACAGGACCGGCCGGGACGGAGACGGGAAAGGGGGAACUGCAGUCGGCGAGACAGAGCACCUGGCUCUUUACUUUUCUACCUUCCUUGCCUCCUUUCAGUCGGGGACGACCGUCUCCGUCUCGGCCGGUCCUCCUGUCCCGUCUCCGUCACCGGCCGAGACGGGGAACUGGAGUCGGCCGGGACGGAGGAACGGGAAGUGGGACCGGCUGGGACGGAGGAACGGGAAGUGGGACCGGCUGGGACGGAGACGGGAUAGGAGGACCGGCCGAGACGGGGAACUGGAGUCGGCCGGGAUGGAGACCGGACAGGAGGACCGGCCGAGACGGGGAACUGGAGUCGGCCGGGACGGAGGAACGGGAAGUGGGACCGGCUGGGACGGAGACGGGAUAGGAGGACCGGCCGAGACGGGGAACUGGAGUCGGCCGGGAUGGAGACCGGACAGGAGGACCGGCCGGGAUGGAGACAGGACCGGCCAGGAUGGAGACGGGAAAGGGGGAACUGCAGUCGGCGAGACAGAGCACCUGGCUCUUUACUUUUCUACCUUCCUUGCCUCCUUUCAGUCGGGGACGACCGUCUCCGUCUCGGCCGGUCCUCCUGUCCCGUCUCCGUCACCGGCCGAGACGGGGAACUGGAGUCGGCCGGGACGGAGGAACGGGAAGUGGGACCGGCUGGGACGGAGGAACGGGAAGUGGGACCGGCUGGGACGGAGACGGGAUAGGAGGACCGGCCGAGACGGGGAACUGGAGUCGGCCGGGAUGGAGACCGGACAGGAGGACCGGCCGAGACGGGGAACUGGAGUCGGCCGGGACGGAGGAACGGGAAGUGGGACCGGCUGGGACGGAGACGGGAUAGGAGGACCAGCCGAGACGGGGAACUGGAGUCGGCCGGGAUGGAGACCGGACAGGAGGACCGGCCGAGACAGGACGGGGCACAGGGAAGUGGGACCGGCCAGGACGGAGACGGGAAAGGAGGACUGGCCGGGAUGGAGACAGGACCGGCCGGGACGGAGACGGGAAAGGGGGAACUGCAGUCGUCGGGGACGACCGUCUCCGUCUCGGCCGGGCCUCCUGUCCCGUCUCCGUCACCAGCCGAGACGGGGAACUGGAGUCGGCCGGGACGGAGGAACUGGAAGUGGGACCGGCUGGGACGGAGACGGGAUAGGAGGACCGGCCGAGACGGGGAACUGGAGUCGGCCGGGACAGAGGAACGGGAAGUGGGACCGGCUGGGACGGAGACGGGAUAGGAGGACCGGCCGAGACGGGGAACUGGAGUCGGCCGGGAUGGAGACCGGACAGGAGGACCGGCCGAGACAGGACGGGGCACAGGGAAGUGGGACCGGCCAGGACGGAGACGGGACAGGAGGACUGGCCGGGAUGGAGACAGGACCAGCCGAGACGGAGACGGGAAAGGGGGAACUGCAGUCGUCGGGGACGACCGUCUCCGUCUCGGGUUGGGAGGUUGGGAGGGCUGCCUGA